Molecule: messenger RNA, 1539 nt
Organism: Trichomonas vaginalis G3
Lineage: Eukaryota; Parabasalia; Trichomonadida; Trichomonadidae
Product: multidrug resistance protein YPNP-related family
Exons: 1
Coding region: 1-1539 (512 amino acids)
Biological process (GO): transmembrane transport
Cellular component (GO): membrane
Molecular function (GO): antiporter activity; xenobiotic transmembrane transporter activity
Source: RefSeq, a predicted model, not a curated record
AUGCUGACGACAUCGUUAACUCAAGAAGAUGGAAUCUCUUCAAAUGAACGAGAGAAGAUUUCAAACGAAUUCACAGAAGGUGAUAACAAUUCCGACGAUGGCGAAGAACACAAACGUUUAGGAGGAUAUCCACCACUAAGAACUUUAGUUAGACUUAGUCCAGGCCCAUUAAUAUCUCAAAUAGUUAAUUCUCUAUACGGUGUUAUCGAUUCUAUGUGGGUAUCUAAAUUCAUUGGCGAGAUUGGUUUAACAGCUCUCUCAUUAGCUUACAUUCUUGACAAUUCGGCACUAUCUUUCGGAUUUUUUAUUGCUAUAGCUGCAUCAUCUCAAAUCUCCUACUUAUUUUCUAAAAAGCAAUAUGAAGUUGUUUCACAUUUAAGCGUUGACCUACUUAAAGUUUGCGUGAUUUUUGCAUUAAUUGUUCCAGCUGUACUAUUUCCAUGUGCAAGACCACUAUUCAAGUUUAUCGGUGGAACUGGAAAAGUAAAUGAUCUUGCAUUUGACUAUGCAAUACGACUACUAUCAUUAAACCUUGUUACAUGUUGUUAUCAUUGCGUUUGCGGCAUCCUACAAGCUGAAGGAAGAACUUGGCUCUAUGGAGGCGCUCAAAUUAUUUCAAUGCUCUUGAAUAUGGCAUUAUUCGAUCCAUUAUUACUUUGGUCCAUGAAGAGAACACUCGGAUCUUCCCUUGCCACAGAAAUUUCAAUGUUUAUUCCUGCAAGUAUUAUUUUGAUUGUAAUGUUUUGCGGAAAAUUCUCAACAAAACCAUCAAGGAAGUAUGUAUUCAAAUGUUUCUGUCCAGAGACAGGCGCAGCACUAAAAGCAGGCCUUUCUGCAUUUAUAAUGAACAUUUCGAUUUCAUUACCUUCGCUUAUUCUUCAGAAAUUCAUUGCAAUACGUGCAAAUAGAGUUGGAGAAUACGAUAUGAUUGUAGCUGCAUACAACGCUAUAUCCAGAAUUUACACAGUUUCAACAUGCGUUCCAAUAGCUAUAAAUGCAGCAUAUUUACCUGCAGCGUCAUAUGCAUUUGGUAAGAAAGAUUACAAAAGACUUCUUUGGCUGACAUUUCAUGCAGAAUGGAUGGCAAUGUUAUGGGGUUUCUCAUGUAUGGUUAUUAUUGUAACUCUGCCAAAACAAAUUUGUUCAAUAUGGAGUAAGGAUGAGCGUUUCCUUUAUUGGUGCAACGAAAUCGUUCCUCCGAGUUUUUAUAUCAAAUUUUUGACACCGACCAAAUUUAUAAUUGUUUCAUUACUUCAAGCUUCUCAGCAAACAGUUCUUGCAACAAUAACAAGCUUUGUUCUUGAGCUUGGACUUCUUCCAAUUGCUGCUUGUAUUUUCCAUUAUACAGGAGAUCCGAAAUCACCAAGAAGAAUAUUCUACGCAUACCCUGUAACUGAUGCUCUUUCAACUGUUUGCAGUCUUUUAGUUGCUCUCAAAACUUUUAUUAAUUUUUAUAGACAGGCUAAGAAACAAGAUGAAGGAACAUGCAAUAAGAGCGAUGAUUCUGGUCAACAAGAAUUGAAGGUUUUUAUGGUUUAA